CCUGCAAGGGGCGGCUAAAGAACGCUCAGAGCCUCCGCUACGGGACGGGGAACGGCCGCUCGUCUGCCCGCGGGGCGAAGGGCCGCGUCCGGUCCGCGGGGAGGAGCUGCCAGCCCGGCCAUGGGGCAGCCGCGGUCCGGCCGGGAGCGCUGCUCCUGCAGCAACACCAACUGCGUGGAGCGGCCCCUGACGCGGCUCUUCGAAGCGCUGGGGCGCGUCGUGGCCGCCCGGCCCUGGCCCUUCGUGCUGCUGCCGCUGCUGCUGUCGGCCGGGCUGGGCGCCGGCUUCUACUUCCUGCCGGACCUGCAGACGAACGACAUCGAGGGCCAGUUCACGCCGACCGGCGGGCCCGCCAAGGCCGAGCGGGACUCGGUGCGGCGGCACUUCCCCACCGACGACUCGCAGCGCUUCUCCGCCGAGCGGCUGCCCACGGAGGGCGCCUACGCCGCGCUCAUCGCCGUGGCGGCGGGGGACGCCUCGGUGCUCGACGUGCCGGCGCGGAACGAAGUGCUGCGGCUGGACAACUUGACGCGCCACCUCGGCUACGAGCGGCUCUGCGCCCGCAGCGGCGGCGCUUGCGUCCUCGCCAACCCGCUGCUGCCGAUGCUGGACAACGGCAGCGCCCUGUCCGAGCUGCGCUUCCCCGGCAGCGGCGCCGCCUUCCUGGGCACGGCGCUGGGCGGCGUGCGGACGGACGGCGGCGGGCGCGUGGAGCGGGCGCGGGCCCUGAAGCUGAUGUAUUACCUGCGGGAGGACGGCGGCCAGGCGGGCGACAGCCGGGCGUGGCUGGAGACGUUCGUGCGGGACUUCCCGGCCGAGCUGCGGGAGCUGAACCUCACGGCCGUCGAGGUGACGUACUUCACCUCGCUGUCCAGACAAGAGGAGUUUGAAGGGAACACCAAGAGCGUCAUCCCGCUCUUCUCCAUCACCUACUUCUUGACCAUCACCUUCUCGGUCGUCUCUUGCCUGAGGCUGAAUUGUGUAAGAAAUAACAUCUGGCUUGCAUGCUGUGGAGUGCUUUCCUCCGGUUUAGCUGUAUUAAGCAGCUUUGGAUUGAUGAUGUAUUGUGGAGUUCCGUUUGUGGCAACUGUAGCAAAUGCUCCAUUUCUUAUUCUUGGAGUCGGUGUGGAUGACAUGUUUAUCAUGAUCUCUUCCUGGGAACAGAGCUCAAGCAAGGCAGACAAAACAGACACUAAAUCUCGGCUGGCCGAGACUUACAGCGAAGCAGCGCUUUCUGUGACAAUCACCACUCUCACAGAUGUCUUGUCCUUCUUCAUUGGCACCUGGACUGCUUUUCCUUCUGUGAGGUCAUUCUGCCUCUACACCGGCACUGCCUUUGUCUUCUGCUAUGUCUAUGUUAUUACCUUCUUUGGGGCAAUUAUCGUGUUAGAUCAUAGAAGAGUGAAAGGAAACCGACACUGGUUAACUUGUAUGCAAGUGAAAGUAGGAAAGAAGUCCUGCUUGUAUAACGCAUGUUGUUUAGGCAGCUGUUCCAGUGAGCCGCCUGAGCCAGAAACCAGCGAGGCAGAAAGCGAGCAUCCAAUGAGCGUAUUCUUCAAAAAGUAUUACGGUCCUUUCUUGACAGGUAAAUGGAUCAAGCUUCUUGUGGUGUUGCUGUAUGGAGCAUAUUUGGGUGGCAGUAUUUAUGGAUGCACCCAGAUGAAGGAGGGCAUAGAUCUUCGAAACCUGGCUAGCGAUGACUCUUACGUUAUUGCAUACUAUGACGACGAUGACAAAUACUUCUCAGAAUACGGACCCAGGGUCAUGGUUGUCGUUACUGACAGCGUGAAUUACUGGGAUGAGUCCGUUCGUAAUGACAUUGAGGCUUGCAUGCGGGAUUUAGAGGACAUUGCCUACAUAGACAGGAACCUCUCACUGUCGUGGCUGCGAGUGUACACCGGAAUUGCUGAAAAUGGUUCAAUAAAUAUAAACAAUAAGGAUAAUUUCAUUAAUAAUUUAUCUGUACUAUUCCAGUCCUCUCCCAGUUUUGAGUGGGACAUUGACAAGACUGCAGAAGGAAUUGCAGCUUCUCGUUUCUUCAUCCAGACAGUGAAUGUCACCUCAGCCGUUGACGAAAAAAAUCUGUUACAUCAGUUAAGAGACAGAGCCGAGCAGUGCGUAGUUCCACUCAUGGUGUACCAUCCAGCAUUCAUCUACUACGACCAGUACCUGGUAAUAGUGCAGAACACCAUUCAGAAUGUUGCCAUCGCUGCUGGGGCGAUGCUCAUUGUCUCUCUUGUGCUUAUUCCCAGCCCACUGUGUUGCUUGUGGGUGACUUUUGCUAUAGCUUCCGUUAUCGUUGGCGUUUCUGGUUUCAUGGCAUUUUGGGACAUCAGCCUCGACUCCAUAUCCAUGAUUAACCUGGUCAUUUGCAUUGGAUUUUCGGUAGAUUUUUCUGCACAUAUUUCCUAUGCCUUUGUUACGAGUGAAGAGUCAUCGGCCAAUGCAAAGGCAAUAGGAGCUCUGCACCAGCUGGGUUACCCAGUGUUACAAGGAGCAGUAUCCACUGUGCUAGGAGUAGUUGUCCUGGCCGCAGCAAAAACCUACAUCUUCAGAACAUUUUUUAAGAUCAUGUUUCUUGUUAUUUUGUUUGGGGCUCUUCACGGUCUGGUGUUUAUUCCAGUAUUUCUGACCUUUUUUGGAUACUUUGGAAAAUCACCAUCUGUUGGACACACUAGGUUCAGAGAUAAUAAAGACUGCCCAUAACUUAAAUGUACAAUGUAACUUAUUUAUUUUGUGUAGAGUAAAAUGCAGUGACUUCCGGUGAGUUUAAGAAAUGAAGGAUAGGAAAGAUGGGAUAAUAAGUAUAUCAGAGAGGCAAAGACUCAAGAAAAGCCAGGCAUUAAGUAACAGAAGAAGUGAAAAUGCACAGAAUGGAUUUAUAUUUUGUCACUUCUUUUGUGCUUGACUUUUUUUUACCCUUUUUGGUGUUAGAACGUUUUUCUAAGUUAGUUACUGCAACACUCAAACCUGAAGAGAAAAUGAUGAACAUUUUACAUUCAGCUGCAUCUUUUUUUAGUGUGCUGUUCUAUUCCUAAGUGCAACAAACAUGCUUUAAGAAGAUUAAUGAGUUUACAAAAGGAUAUGCUGUAGAUGGCUGGCCUUACGUGGACCUCCUGAGUAACCAUUGCAGUAGAUAGCGUGCCAUGGCAUGGCACAGGAAGGACAGUCCAGAACCAUGAAGAAAUUAAAUUCUUGUGUUGCUACAGGGAUUCUGUGAAUUCCAGGCCUGCCAAAGUAAUUAUCUAUGAGAUUUCUGUGCAGUUUUGCUGAGGGCAGCUCAGCAGAAUAUAUUUACCAGUACCAGCCCUGCCAGACCAGCCGAGCAGCCCAUGCCACCUUCACUGCUGCUGGUUUCAGUAACACAGGGAAGCUGGUGUCCUGGAGAAUGGAGAGAGAACAUCUAGAGGAAUAAGGAAAGCAUCACAGGUGGAAGGGAGACGUGCAAGGCUGAGCAGGUCAUCUUAUGCUCUUUUCAUUUCCAGUGGAGAAAAGCAAGACUUGUAGUUUCAAGUCCUGUGCCUGUUUCUGUGCAUAGACUUCACUUGUGGUUCAUUGCCUCAAAAGUUCCUCUCUUAAUUGACAGGGAAGGAGCUCUUAAACCUGGUUUAGAUGUAGAUACCUCUGUUCUUAGUCAAAGGAACACACCAGGCCCAGACAAAAUGUAUGGAUGAAAUCCAGGUUUAAGUCCAUCGUUUCAGCAGAUUUCAUGUAUGCCUGGAUAUAUGCUCUGCCUUCUUGCCAGAUGCUCAGUCACUGUUUCAAGCCAUGACUUAGCAUUUCCACUACAACCUCCCAGGUUUCACAUUCACAUCUCCAGCUCCUGAAGAGUUCUCUGGAGUUGCUUUAUAUCGCCACAAGGAGACAAGGAAGCAGUGGGAAAGGAGAGGAGGGGAGGGCAGUCAGGCUUUGGCCCUGAAACAUGUAACCCAACUAAAACCAAAGAGCUGCUGGCUCCAGUCACAUUCUGGGCUGAGGUAGCCAUAGUGCAAAAACGCCUUUCCCAGUCUGCCCUGUGAUAAUUCUAAAGGUUUUGGACUUCUUUUUCACUUGUGACCACACACUGAGCUAAGAACGAACCUCUUUGUAAUAAACCUGCAUAAAUAAAUAUGGGGUUUUCUGCU
Molecule: messenger RNA, 4124 nt
Organism: Coturnix japonica (Japanese quail)
Lineage: Eukaryota; Metazoa; Chordata; Aves; Galliformes; Phasianidae
Gene: PTCHD3
Product: patched domain containing 3
Cellular component (GO): membrane
Source: RefSeq, a predicted model, not a curated record